UCAAGGAGGAAGACAUCGUCACGCUCGUGGACGAUGAGCAUCAUGGAGAGCAUCUGAAGCCGACGUGCAGUAACAUCCGCGACGCGAUGCGUAACUUGUUGGAAGGCGCUCAAGCCGGCGAUCACUUCGUGUUCCAUUUUUCUGGUCACGGAGACCAGGUCCCUAACCUGGACGGUACCGAAGACGACGGCCUGGAUGAGAUUAUAUGGCCUGUCGACGUGGAGUUGGCCCCGGAUGGCACCGUGGCUGGGAACUUCAUCAAGGACGACGUCAGUCUAGGCACCCAAUGAUACAUCUCUACUGCUGACAGACUUGAGCACAGGAAAUACACGACAUACUCGUGGACCACACGCCACCAGGCGCGCACUUCAUGGUAAGUCUCUCCUUGGUACCGGUCGCUGAAAUU
This is a messenger RNA of Fomitopsis serialis, 406 nucleotides long. RefSeq lists its product as uncharacterized. The record is from RefSeq and is a predicted model, not a curated record. Bases 87 to 290 code for a protein of 67 amino acids. Gene Ontology annotation, biological process: proteolysis. Gene Ontology annotation, molecular function: cysteine-type endopeptidase activity. NCBI's taxonomy places the organism in Eukaryota, Fungi, Basidiomycota, Agaricomycetes, Polyporales, Fomitopsidaceae. The transcript is spliced from 4 exons.